Molecule: messenger RNA, 1420 nt
Organism: Octopus bimaculoides (California two-spot octopus)
Lineage: Eukaryota; Metazoa; Mollusca; Cephalopoda; Octopoda; Octopodidae
Product: dual specificity protein phosphatase 12
Biological process (GO): protein dephosphorylation
Molecular function (GO): protein tyrosine/serine/threonine phosphatase activity
Source: RefSeq, a predicted model, not a curated record
CAUGUACUUUUUAGUACGUAUCCGUUUGUCAUAGUAAGGGGAGACAAUUAUCAAAUUACAUCUUUUCGGAUCGUUGUUAAUUCUUUAUUAUUUUCAAAUAUGGAUCAAGUUUACGACAAACUAUAUUUAGGGGGACUUGAAGAUGUUAAGGACGAAGAGAGCAUGUCCAAUGCCAAAAUUACUCAUGUUCUAAGUCUUUUGGAUAGACCUCUACCUCCUGAAAUCCAGAAUAAAUACACAUGUAAAUUCGUCCGUGUCUUGGACAUGCCUGAUGAAAACUUACUAACUUAUUUUCCCGAAUGUUUACGGUUUAUUGAUGAAGCUCGAGUAAAUGGAACUGUGAUAGUACACUGUCUUGUUGGUUGCUCCCGAGGUGCCACAGUGGUAAUUGCUUGGCUCAUGCAGAAAAAGCAAUUAGAUGUCAAAACUGCUUUAAAUAUGGUCAGAGACUGUAGACCCUGCAUCAGACCUAACACUGGAUUCCAGUUCCAGCUGGAGUUGUUUGCCCGAAUGGCUUAUGGUAUUAAUGUAAACAACAGUGAUUACAAAACAUUCAAGUUGAAUAUGUUUGGUUUGAAACUUGGUGAAGGAAAAGUUUUCAACAACGAUGUAAAAAACUUGCUCGUUGCCAGUCCAACAGAAAAUCAUCCCAAAACAGAAAUAUUGUAUAAAUGUAAGAAAUGCAGGCAUCCUUUGUUCCGUGAAAGCUCCCUUCUUUCACACACAACUGGAGACUGGGAGCGAUCCUUUGACUGGAAUUCCAAACUAUUAAAUCUUUGUAAAUCUGAUUCAGAAAAGAAUAAUGUUAUUUGUAAAGAAUCUCUGUUUGUUGAACCUGUCCAAUGGAUGGCUGAUGUAGUUACUAAUCAGAGUGGCAAGCUAACAUGUCCAAAGUGUUUGGCAAAAAUUGGAUCAUUCAUUUGGUGUGGUGAAAAAUGCCCAUGUGGAUCAUGGGUGGCUCCAGCAUUUCAUAUCCAGAAAAAUAAAGUGGAUUUGUGUCGGCCCUUUGUUCUUGUUCCACGGGUGCUUCCUGAAAACCAGUUUAUGCAAGAAACAGUUGCUACAUCCUGCAGCUGAGAGAUUAUGUUCAUCUUGACUGCCAAACCUGAAAAUUAAAAAUUUUGAACAAUAAUAAAGGGUAGGAGGGGGGAUGAUAUACUUUUUUAUUUUUUUAAUUUUCUUCUUUUGAUCCUUUCAAAUCCACAGCUGCUGGCAGCCAUAUCACAUGUAUGUACUACAUACUUAAGUCCUUUACUCCUGAUGGAGCAUAGGCUAUCAUCGACUUUCUUCCACUGGUCUUGACUUGUGGUGGGGCUGUCUCCUGGUGAUCAGAAAAGGGGUCAGCCUUGCAGUUUCCUUUUGACUUUUGCUAUACCACAUAAAGCCUUCCUCUCCCAGGUUUUGUUUGUUAUGAAUUGUC